GACGUUAACCUAACAAACGGCUAAACGGAACGUAACGUCAAAACUUAGAACACCCUCGUGGUUUGUUUACAAACUUUUCACAUCUUAAAAAUAACAAAACUAAAAUGAGUUUUAGAAAUUAUAAAGAUAAAAUUGAAGAAGGCGAUACUGUAAUCCUUUAUCUAAGUAACAACCUGUAUGCAUUAGAUGUACAGCGUGAAAUUAAAAAUAAGAAGGGUGAAAUGAUUGAAAAUGUGUACCAAACUCCUUUCGGGGCUCUUAAAGUUAAAACUCUUAUUGGGGCUGACUAUGGGACUAAGAUUGAGCUAACGAAAGGCUGGGGCCAUGUACUCCAACCAACUCCUGAACUGUGGUCGCUGACAUUACCUCAUCGCACUCAAAUUAUCUACACUCCAGACAUUAGCAUGAUCCUAUUACAACUUGAUUUGGUGCCCGGAUGUGUGGUAGUAGAAGCUGGUACUGGCAGUGGUUCAUUGACCCAUGCCCUUAUAAGGAGGGUCAGACCACAUGGUCACGUCUACACAUUUGACUUCCAUGAACACAGAGCUAAGAUUGCACAAGAAGAGUUCAAAGAUCACGGAUUAGCUGACUUUGUUACUGCCAAACACAGGGACGUCCUUGCAGAAGGCUUUGACAAAGAUUUGAAUGGUAAAGCUGAUGCCGUCUUCCUGGACCUGCCCAGUCCGUGGCUCGGAGUCCCUCACGCUUUAGCUGCUAUUAAGGAAGAAGGUGGCAGAUUUUGUUCGUUCUCACCUUGCAUCGAGCAAGUACAAAGAACAUGCCUUGCGUUACAAGAGCACGGGUUCCAAGAGAUUACUACUAUGGAAGUGCUGCAGAGUGAGAUCAAAGUCUCCAGAAGAACUGUUCCAGUCAGGGAUCUAUCCUUCCUGAAACAAAAGAGCUCAAUAUCUCCAGUUGAAGAGAAGCCGAGCAGUGAGACGAGCUACGUGGUGGGCGCCUUGCCGCAGAGCAACCCCGGACACACUGGCUACCUCACCGUCGCCACAUUACCGCCGGUGUAUGUGCGCGGUAAAUCGAAGAAAGAUGACGACAACAUAUCAUCUGAAAAUGGCGAGAAGAUGGUUGUUGAUGAAAAUGUAUGAUUAUUGUAAAUGUUAAGACUACAUUAAGUAUUAAAAAUGAUUCUAAACUC
This is a messenger RNA of Trichoplusia ni (cabbage looper), 1153 nucleotides long. RefSeq names its product tRNA (adenine(58)-N(1))-methyltransferase catalytic subunit TRMT61A (gene Trmt61). Gene Ontology annotation, cellular component: nucleus; tRNA (m1A) methyltransferase complex. Lineage: Eukaryota; Metazoa; Arthropoda; Insecta; Lepidoptera; Noctuidae. Gene Ontology annotation, biological process: tRNA methylation. Bases 105 to 1103 code for a protein of 332 amino acids. The record is from RefSeq and is a predicted model, not a curated record. The transcript has 7 exons.